Messenger RNA from Juglans microcarpa x Juglans regia, 1616 nucleotides. Its product is annotated as cytochrome P450 71A1-like. The coding region runs from base 26 to 1561 and encodes 511 amino acids. The transcript has 2 exons. The record is from RefSeq and is a predicted model, not a curated record. Gene Ontology annotation, molecular function: heme binding; monooxygenase activity; oxidoreductase activity, acting on paired donors, with incorporation or reduction of molecular oxygen. Lineage: Eukaryota; Viridiplantae; Streptophyta; Magnoliopsida; Fagales; Juglandaceae.
UGAGGAAGGAAGAGCUAAACAAGGAAUGGAUCCAAUGACCUUGCUGCAUAAAUGGUGGCAACUGCUGCAUUCAAGCACUCUGCUAAAUCUUUUCCUCUUCUCCCUGCUUCUCUUCUCCUUACUGCAUCUCCUUAAGCUCACUAGAGGUAGAAAACUCAAUUUCCCUCCCUCUCCUCCUAAAUUGCCAAUAAUUGGCAACCUUCACCAGAUAGGGACACUACUCCACCAUUCUCUCCAUGCUCUUUCUGAGAAGUAUGGCCCUAUUCUGCUAUUACGCUUUGAAAAUUUCCCAGUUCUUAUAGUUUCAUCCUCAGAGAUAGCAAGGGACCUGAUGACGUGCCAUGAUGCAGUUUUCCUGAAUAGGCCCCAAUUAAGGGCAGUAAAUGUACUUUGCUAUGGAUGUACUGACAUUGCUUUUUGUCCCUAUGGUGAGUAUUGGAGACAAGCCAAGAAAAUCUGUGUUCUUGAGAUUUUAAGCCAAAGAAGGGUGCAAGCAUUUCAGUUUGUGAGGGAAGAAGAAGUUGCGGAGAUUGUCAAGAAGAUACGAAGCUCGUGUAUGAAUGGAGCAGCAAUUGAUCUAGGUGAGAUGCUUGUUACUAUCUCAAACGACAUAACUUGUAGAUCCUCGCUUGGUCAGAAGUAUGAAGGAGAAGAAGGUAGCAUGAAUUGUGGGCAUUUAUCAAGGAAGGCAAUAGAACUCGUAGGAGCAUUUUGCUUUGAAGACCUUGUUCCAUGGCUGGGAUGGGUUGAUGUUCUGACCGGAUUUUCAGCAAGAUUGAGGAGGACUUCUAAAGCAUUGCAUGCAGUCCUUGAUCAGAUAAUUGAAGAACAUGAAAAGAGCGGGGAUAGCAACCAAUCUGAUAAGAAAGAUUUUGUGGAUAUUCUUCUCCAUCUUCGGAAGAAUGGCAUGCUUGAUAUCGAUAUCACAAAAGACAAUAUCAAAGCGAUCCUACUGGACAUGUUUGUGGCAGGAACUGAAACCACGGCAACAGCCAUGGAAUGGGCAAUGGCAGAGCUUGUGAAAAAUCCUGGUGUGAUGAAGAAAGCCCAAGAAGAGGUAAGAAAAGUGGUGGGAGAAAAAUCAAAAGUAAAUGAGGCUGAUCUAGAUCAAAUGGAGUACUUAAAGUGCAUUGUCAAAGAAACUCUGAGGUUACAUCCUCCUGUUAUGGUUACUCGCAGUACAUCUGCAAGUGCUAAACUAGUAGGUUAUGAUAUUCCUCCCAGAACAACCAUCUUGAUCAACACAUGGGCAAUUCAAAGGGAUCCCAAGUUAUGGGACAGGCCAGAGGAGUUUCUUCCAGAGAGAUUUCUUAACAACUCCAUUGAUUUCAAAGGCCAUCAUGACCAAUUCAUCCCCUUUGGUAUGGGGCGGAGAGGAUGUCCCGGGAUAUCAUUCGCCAUCCUAGAAGUUGAAUAUGUGUUGGCCAAUCUCCUCUACUGGUUUGACUGGGAGUUGCCUGAUGGUGCAACUGUGGAGGACUUUGACAUGACUGAGAUUUAUAGGGUAGUCAUUCGGAGGAAAGCACCUCUUCGCCUUGUACCAGUGCUGCAUUCUCCUUAGUAAGACAUACAGUAAUGUGUUUGUUAUGUUUUUGGUAUCUAUCCAUUGCCAUAGA